Molecule: messenger RNA, 1946 nt
Organism: Podarcis lilfordi (Lilford's wall lizard)
Lineage: Eukaryota; Metazoa; Chordata; Lepidosauria; Squamata; Lacertidae
Source: the annotation of a GenBank genome assembly
AUGGAGCAGUCUAGAGCUGGCGUGUUGCUGGAGAAGCUGACGGCCACAAACUACAGCAUCUGGUCGGUCCGCAUGGAACACUUCCUCAAGCGUGAGGGCCUGUGGAAAGUGGUGGAGGCUGCACCGCAGCCCCCUGAGGAGGAUGAGGACGAUAGUGAAAAGCUGGCACUAGUAGAGGCCCAGCUAGAAAAGGAUGAGAAAGCUUCGGCUACGAUCAUCCUUGGAGUGGAUAACAGCCAGCUAGUCUACGUAGCUGAUAAGGUGACGGCAAGUGAGGCGUGGAAUGUGCUCAAGGCUGUCUAUGUGCGAGAGACAGCUGGCUCGCUAAUAACACUGACCAGGAGAAUAUACUGGUGUCGGAAGAAACCGGGGGACUCCCUGGUGAACCACCUAAAAUUCCUAACAGGAUGUUUCCAGGAGCUAGCCUUAAGAGGGAGGCCUGUGGGGAAGAGGACAAAGUCUUUAUAGUCCUGAGUUCCCUUGAUGACAGCUAUGAUAUGCUGGUCAAUUCCCUCGAGUCGGUAGAGACUGAUAAGCUGACUCUGGAAUACGUUACCGGACGGUUGUAUGCAGAGGAGGACAGGCAUGCAGAGCGAAAGAUGACCUCAGCCCAGCUGUUGGAGCAUCCCAGAGGGAACAACAGCCAGGAAGAGCAGAGGUAUCGGGAGCCGGAGAAACAGCCAGGAGGAGCUGCUGCAGACCAGCCGGUGGUCAACAAAGUAAAAAGGUGUUUUUGCUGCAAGUCCAGUGGACAUUUGCUUCGGGACUGCCCGAGGAAACAACAAAAACAGCAGACGCACAAGAGGCAGCAGAGAGAGUCUACCGCUUGGGUGUCUGCAGAUGGUCAAGAAAAUGAAGAGCUGUGGGUUCUGGACAGCGGAGCUUCUCAAACUUUUUGUAAAAGAAAAGCAUUGCUAACUGGUGCUAGGGCUUCAAACAAAAACAUGUAAGUCUUGCUACAGGCCAGAAAGCUAAUGUGGUCUGUGAGGGGGAGGUUGUGUUCCCACAGCUGGGACACACAUUCAGGAAUGUGUUGUGUGUGCCUAGUUUGCAAAACAAUCUCCUGAGUAUUCCUGACUUGGCAAAAGCAGGCUUUCAAGUAAACUUUGUGGGAGAUCAGUGCCAGAUAAAGCAAAAUGGGGCAGUAUUGGCAAAUGUUAACCUUAGAACUAAUAUGUAUGUACUGCAGUGUGAGUCUAAGGUUGCGAAUGUGCAAAAUGUCCUGACCCAUGAUAUGUGUAUUCAUCUCCUGCACAGGCAUCUGGCUCAUGCUAGCUUUAAGGUGCUGAACAAAACAUUGGAGUUGUGUGGGGGGAUGAAAAACAUUAAAAGUUGUGAUAAUUACUUAGACUGCAAUAUCUGCAAGGAGGUUAAAAGCAAGGCUUGCCCAGUGGCAAGAGCAAGCCAGAGAGAAACCAAAAAAACCACUGGAGUUGAUUCAUGCUGAUGUAACUGGUCCUUUUCCACCAAGUGUCUCCCACAACAAGUAUUGUUUGAUCCUAGUGGAUAACUAUUCUAGAUUUGGCUGGGUCUAUCCAUUAAAGCAAAAAUCUGAUGUUGCCCAAACUUUGAAGUUCUGGGUAAGAAGGGUGGAAAGGCAACUUGGCCAAAAGGUGUGCUCUAUUCAGACAGACAGGGGAGGAGAAUUUAUGGCAAGCUCCCUAAGAAACUGGUUGCGAUCCCAAGGGAUUAAACAUAGGCUUACCAACGUGACAACUCCUCAGGAGAACGGAGUAGCAGAGUGUAGGGGAGGUGUCUUGCAGACACAAAUGAAAGCAUUGUUAGCAGAUGCAAAUCUUCCAAUUAAAUACUGGGCUGAGAGUAUUAAGACAGCGAAUUAUAUUGGAAAUCGUUUGUGGUCAAGGGUAUUAGAUGACAUACCCUAUAAGAUUCUCUAUAACAAAAGUCCCAGUUUGCAACAUUUGAGAAUCUUUGGGACAGGUUGA